Jatropha curcas is the source of this 698-nucleotide messenger RNA. RefSeq lists its product as hypothetical. NCBI's taxonomy places the organism in Eukaryota, Viridiplantae, Streptophyta, Magnoliopsida, Malpighiales, Euphorbiaceae. The record is from RefSeq and is a predicted model, not a curated record.
AAAGCUGCGCCACUUAGAUGUCGCAGAAAGGCAUUAAUUCGGUGUCAAAGAAAGAAGCGGAAGAAAAAAAUCAUGGAAGAGAUAAGGGCAUCACCCUCACCGCCGCCGCCGCCGCCGCCAACACCAACUAGUGCCACCAAAAGUAAACCUGCGAUGUCACGCAUGAAGAAGGAAUGCUUAGCUUUCGCAGUUUCAUUGCAAGAAGGCUUUCGCUACAUGAAAGCCUUGUUUGUUGGUCAGGCAAAGAAAAUAACAGCAAAAAACGAGAAAGAAGCAACUGCAGCUGAUUUACAGGCUAAUAAGAUGCAGGUUGAAGCAGCAGAUGAAGCUGAAAAAAUCAAGAAAAGCCUCGAAAAAUCUCUGUAGGUAAUAAAUAUGUAGUAAUGACUCAAAACAUAUCAGUGAUUUAGAAAAUUAAAGAGUUUUUAUGUACGAGAAAUAACCUUAUGUUGCACAGGAACCGAAAUGGAGAAACACGAAAAUGAUAAGAGGAAUACCACAUUUAAAAUAUAAUUUUACAUGUCAAGACAGUAGAGGGAAUGGGUAUGUGGAAAUAUUUCCAAACCCUGGUUAAGAGUUCCCGUGCAUUUUGAAGAUAUAUGUUUUGCAUGUGAUUUAGGAUUUUUUUUUUUUUAUGUAGUUUAUGACUGAUUUUAGAGUUAUAGAUAUAUAUAAUUGGUUAUGUUAAUUAAACUUAA